Messenger RNA from Solea solea (common sole), 3304 nucleotides. RefSeq names its product kinesin family member 18A (gene kif18a). Gene Ontology annotation, biological process: microtubule-based movement. The transcript has 18 exons. Gene Ontology annotation, molecular function: microtubule binding; microtubule motor activity; ATP binding. NCBI's taxonomy places the organism in Eukaryota, Metazoa, Chordata, Actinopteri, Pleuronectiformes, Soleidae. The record is from RefSeq and is a predicted model, not a curated record. Bases 222 to 2963 code for a protein of 913 amino acids.
AUCUGCUGCGGAAGAGGAAGAAGACUUGUUUUUCAAAUUAUUGGCGCUUGUUGUGCUAGUCAGUUAGCUAGCCACGACCUUCUAUGAGACUUUCUCUCCAUUGCAUCGCAUUUACGAAUGUGAAGUAGUUUUUUUUUGCUUAUAACAUUGUCGCGGUUAUGAAACGUGCCCUAACGGUUGUUGAUACAAAGCUAUACUUAAGGUGAAGCAGGUUGACCACAAUGGCAAAUGAUGUGUGCAGCCAUGUGAAGGUUGUCAUCCGGGUUAGGCCAACCAAUGACAAAGAGAAGCGAGAAAACUGUCGUAAUGUGGUCCAGGUCGUUGAUAACCACAUGCUCAUAUUUGACCCAAAAGAGGAGGACACAUCAUGUUUUGGGUCUCAAAGAGUACGAAACCGAAACAUCAACAGGCGGGCUAACAAGGACCUUAAGUUUGUUUUUGACCAUGUCUUUGGCGAGAACUCCACUCAAGUCGACAUCUUUGAGAGCACCACUAAAGGAGUGUUGGAUGGCGUAAUGAACGGGUUUAACUGCACAGUGUUUGCCUAUGGUGCUACUGGUGCAGGAAAGACCCACACCAUGUUGGGUUCCCAAAAUGACCCGGGGGUCAUGUACCGUACCAUGAAAGAGCUGUUCAACCGCAUGGAAGAUGCUAAAGAGGAGAAAGAGUUUGCUGUGGCAUUCUCUUACCUUGAGGUUUACAAUGAACAGAUCAGAGACUUGUUGGCUAACAUUGGCCCUCUUGCAGUGAGAGAGGACAGUUCUAAAGGAGUGGUUAUUCAGGGCCUCACAUUGCAUAAGCCCAAAUCUGCAGAGCACAUUCUAGAGGCUUUGGAUUCUGGCAAUCGAAACAGAACACAGCACCCAACUGAUAUGAAUGCCACCUCUUCCCGGUCCCAUGCUGUGUUUCAGAUAUAUUUACGACAGCAGGACAAAACGGCCAGCCUCAAUCCCAAUGCCUGUGUUGCCAAAUUGAGCCUGAUCGAUCUGGCAGGCUCAGAAAGAGCCAGUGCCACCAACGCCAAAGGGGCCCGCUUGCGGGAAGGUGCUAACAUCAAUCGCUCGCUCCUCGCCCUAGGAAAUGUUAUCAAUGCCCUCGCUGACCCAAAGAGUAAGAAAGCUCAUAUACCAUACAGGGACAGCAAGCUGACGCGGAUUCUUAAGGACUCCUUGGGUGGCAACUGCAGGACAGUCAUGAUUGCUAACGUUAGCCCAUCAUCCAAUUCGUAUGACGACAUCCACAACACACUUAAAUAUGCCAACCGAGCCAAGGAGAUUAAGUCGACGCUGAAGAGUAAUGUUGUAAGCCUCGACAGUCACAUUGGCCAGUAUGCCGUCAUAUGUGAGAAGCAACGGCAAGAGAUUCUACAGUUGAAGCAGAAACUAAGAGACUAUGAGGAGAAGAACACCGUGCCUGGCACUUCUAACAUGAUCUCAUCCAAGCAACAAGCAGAGUUCAAAAGGGGGUCAGACGCUCUGCAGCAAAUCUUCUUGAGUCGGACCCAGAUCAGGAGAGAACAGCUGGAUCUGGAGAGACAACUGAAGGAGAAUGAGCUGCGCCAACACUACAGCGAAGAGGACAACCUGCAGGUCCAAUAUUUCUGUGCCAAAGAGAAGAGUGAGAAGGCCACUUGUAAGCACGAGCGGAAGAUUGCCAGCCUGCGCACUCAGCAGCAACACAUUUGCAAACGUCUGAAGGACGCCGAAGCACGUUUCCAGGAAAACGACGGCUGGCUUCAUCGCGUCGAGAACGAGAUGAAGUUGCUGAAAUUGAACGGUCAGACGUUAGAGGUGUUGGAGAAGGAACUACACAGCCGCAGACUGGAGCUGCAGGUCAGUGAUCUCCAGCAACAAAUCAAGCAGAUGGUUGUUCUCACUACACUGCAGGACCAGGAGAACAAGCGCGUACAGAAAAUGGUGGAUAUCUUGUUGCCAGCAUACAGCCGGCAGCUGUCGUCGUUGCAUGGAGCUGGCCUGAUCUCUGCUGCAGAUGAAAUGGAAAACUAUGAACUAGAGCACCUUGUGUUGAGGGAGAGAGGCGUGGUCUGGGCAGACCAGGAGGGGGUGGGACAGCAGCUGAAAGGUGAAGGGACUGGAGUGGAAUCUCAGAAGACAAAUGAGGUGGGAAGCACUGGGCUCCACAGCGAGUUGGCACCUCUCCUGUCUUUUUCACAUGUGCUUUACCACCAGAGUAGCCCCUGCAGUGCAGAGGGGAAGAAAAAAAGAACGUCGUUGUGCAAAGCUGCUCCAUCCCCAAAAGGUGAAGGAAGCCAGGCAGAAUCACGUCCCCGAAGGCCCAUCAAGAGGAAUCUGUCUGCGUCACUGCCGCCACAAAGCCCACAGAGUGUCGCCAAGGUCCAAGUGUUUGAGGAGGGAGUGUUCCCUCUCCAGCACACUCCAGAGCCCGCUCAGAAACCUGUUCAAGUCCUGCCGCUCUCCUCGUCCACUGCCAUGGAUCCCAACAUGACUUUUGAAAUUGUGGACAGUGAUGAUCAGAAAACGAGUAAUGCCACCGUCAUAAUAAGCAGCGGGAGUCCCUGUCAAGCACUGGAGCCUGCAGCUUUAUCAUCAGGUCACAGCCAAUUACACCGUCCUCUCAAGGCCAACGAGGGGAAGCAGGUUCCCACCAAAAGGCAACAGAUUCAGACUUUACAAGAAACGAGAAGAGCCAAGCCGACCUACAUGCAAAUGACAUCUGCUGCACAAGGGAAGCGUGCAUUUAACCGCAGCAUCAGAGAAGAGAUAACACAUGGUCUCCCUGCACCAAAGCGUAUAAAGAAAGACCCUUCCGCGGCCCCGAGACCACUCAGAGUGCAUCGCUUUGCCGGUUCCGAGGAGAACAGGCCCCGUCGAGUCGUGAGGAGCGUUUCCGAAGGGAACCUCAGCCUCCUGGAACCUCAGAAGUCCAGGUCCAUUUUUUAUAAGACAUCUCAGCGGAUCAAAAAUGCGGCCAAGCGCAUGUGAAGCAUCAAGUUCACACCCGAGGCCUUGACACAAAAACAUGGCCCCUCCGUCCAAACUCUUCAUUGUUUUAAUCAUUUGUUCAGUUGUCAGUUUUAACCCCAGUAGAAAUAAAUCUAAUGUCUAAGUUGUUGUCUUAUGCUCUUUUAAUGCAGCAGCACAAUGCAGUAAAAUCUUACCUGACUGUUUAUACUGUAAAUAUUGUAUAUAAUUAUGGUUUAUCUCUUUAGACGAUUGUGUUGACAGUUGGACUAAUCUGUAUCAUUUUUAAACCACUUUUAGAUUUUAAAAUGUUUUUUAAAUUCUUCAAAACAAAUGCUGAGAAAUAAAACGUUUCCUGUGGA